AUGGAACCGAGCAUCUUGAACACGUUGAGGACUCUGCAUCACCUUGUUCGGAUGGUAUGGUUGUUGUAACCAAUGACCCUUCAUCACAGCGACACGCAUACGCCGCACGGACGCAAACUUCGACAUUGUCGUGUGUUCUUCAACGAGCAAUGUCACUGUGUACGUAUAUGGACCGCCUUCCAGAAAUUGAUCAGCGGAAGCUUGGCGAUUUGAAAAAUGAUAAUACGGACCACGCCAUCAAUAUUUAUAGCGAGCGCCGAGCCUACAUAUCAAUCGGGAUUAGCCUCUGUUUGGGUCGAUGAGUCUUGCCCGCCUUUUGCUU
Messenger RNA from Ectocarpus sp. CCAP 1310/34, 322 nucleotides. Lineage: Eukaryota; Phaeophyceae; Ectocarpales; Ectocarpaceae. The record is from the annotation of a GenBank genome assembly.